AUGAACUUCUCCUCUGUAAUGUAUGUUCUCUUGACUAGAGCUCUCAUAGCAGGUGUGUGUGAGGCCCUGAACGUGACCGUGACCCCUGGGCCAGUUGUCAUGGUUAGGGAGGGUGAGAACCUGACCCUGUCCUGCCUCGUCUCCCAGAAGAAGAGGAGCAACAGCUUCCUCGUCCUCCGAUGGCUCUUCUCUCCUCCUCCUCCCUCUUUCGCUCCUCUCCCUCCAUCCCCCUCUCCUCCUCUUCCUGAACAGCUGAUUGUGAAGUUGACCAUGAAGAAGAUACAGAUCUAUGGGAACUACAGUUUCCGGUUCUCCCAGCCCAAGUUCCAUCUGUAUGAGGAGAGAGAGGGGAGAGAGGGAAGGACAGAGGAGGGAGAGGUGUAUGGACUGCUGGUUCUGAAUGUGACUCGAAGGGACCGAGGGUUCUACACCUGCAGGGUCCAGGAGAUACGCAGACACAGAAACAGCUGGAAGGCUUCGUCUAAUGGCACCUCUGCAGCCCAGCUCACUGUAUACAUCCCACAGGACAGGAGCGAUGAGGGAGUGUGGCGUCUAUUUGGAGAUGUCUACUUGUGUGCGGUGCUCCUCUGCUCCUUGGGACUGCUCUCCAUCUUCCUGUUCACGCUGGUCCUCACCUGCCAGUACCUGCACACACGUCAUACACUCAAAAAAGCCAGUUAUUACCUGGUCAAGUGUCCAGAGAGCUGCUCUGGAGAGACGGUGACCAGUUCAAUGAGCUCCUCCAGCCUGUCUCCUGGAAACCACAGGAAGGAGAAGAGACACAAAGCAUGCAGGAGAGACACACCCAGAGAACCAGAGGAGACACACAUACCAGAGAAAGUGCCUGUAGCUGCAGAGAGACAGAGUCCCAGGAAGCCUCUACGCUUAAAGAGCCAGCCCAGGAGGCCGGUUAGGUCGAGCGUCUAUGAGGAGGACAGCCUGACGUAUGCAGAGUUGGAGCUAGUACGACCCAGGCCUGAAACCCCCUCCUCCACCUCUCCGUCUUCUCUCUCCAUCCCUGAGCCUCUAGCCUCCAGCCCUUCCAGCUCUGACACUGUCUACGCCCAGAUCCUAUUCCGGGAGAAACCGCUGUAG
Molecule: messenger RNA, 1095 nt
Organism: Salvelinus namaycush (lake trout)
Lineage: Eukaryota; Metazoa; Chordata; Actinopteri; Salmoniformes; Salmonidae
Product: V-set and transmembrane domain-containing protein 4-like
Exons: 8
Coding region: 1-1095 (364 amino acids)
Source: RefSeq, a predicted model, not a curated record